GAACACACAAGCUGCGGUUAUUGCUUGUCGGUGAAUUCCACGAGGCCGUGUUCAUUUGCCCGUUUGGUGAUUCCACGUCUUUUCAUAUGGGUACUGUUACACGAAAAUUUCGCUUAGGCAAUAGAUUUGAGCCGAGUCUCUCCUCUCACCAUCCCGUUUUGCUUACUUCUGGAGACGUCCUGUUCUGUGGGAAAGAUGUAGAGGAUUCUAUCACUAUAUCUGCUUUAAGCGCAAAUACCUUUGCUCUUAUCAAGAAAAUAUCUGACGAUGAUAAAGUAACCUGUUUUACUGUUUCCACGGAUGGAAUGAACAUAUUCGUCGCACUGCGAAGCCUCUUUAUCAAAAGGAUAGAUUAUGGAUCUUCGGCUGUAAAAAUCUGGAGGUCGGAACAUCAUCGCCCUGUUCUGCGAAUGUCCGUUAACAAAGAUUGCACACGAUUCGCCACGGGAUCCGGCGACACAUCCAUUCGUCUAUGGCACAUUGGGCCGAAGGAAGGGUUCUCGGCUACUCUGCGACUUCACAAAAGUAUGCCUACACUAAUGCGAUUCCAUCCAGAUUCUCCCCAUCUCUUUUCAUCCGCGCUGGGCGAUUUUGCGGUCGCUGUGUGGGACACUGAGAAUGGCACGAAUGUCGGAUCUCUUGACGGUCACCAGAGCACAGUCACUGACAUAGCUUUUGCUCACAGUGGCUCUUUGCUCGCGACGUGUGCAAGAGAUAAAGUCAUCAUGAUCUGGUCACACCCUCACUUCACUCGAGUUCAAGUCAUUCCAGCUUUCGAAAGCCUGGAUUCCUGUGUAUUUUUGCCUAUUGGUGCGUUAGUGAACCAUCUUGGUGAUGCUGUUUCCACUGAAGAACUGCUGGUUACUGGUGGGCAAUGGGGCUGCCUUCGAAUAUGGCAUCCGACUGAUGGAAAAUGUUUGCUGGAAAUUAAAGGACCGCUUGAUCGUACCCCACUAACACGCGCAGAAAACUUACCAACAUCCCAAACCAGAUAUCAGGUGGAUUACGGAUUACAUUCUAUCGUUAGCCUUCAACUGGUAUAUGUGAAAAGCGUACAGGACGCCUGUGAUAGUGACUGCUAUGAAGGCACUUUCCUACCCAAACUUUCUCUUGUUCGCCAAAGCAAUCAUGUCGAGUUUUACAACCCUCUCAAUGGACGGCUGUUAUCCGAAUAUCUCGGUGACAUCGGUCAAGUUGACCAGCUGUGCGUCGUUGGAAAACUUCACAAUUAUCUCAUUCUUGCUGACUCAUCACCUCACCUGAAGUUGUUCAUAUCUCCUCACGGCCUCAAUGGCACCUCUGUUUCCACUUUGCGCUCGUGGAACUGUCACCUCGUACCUGGAGGACACAGCGAUGUGAUCACUGAUGUGUCUGUUUCACCCAAUGGCGAAUGGUUUGCGACAAGUUCGAAAGAUUUGUCUAUUUGCCUUUGGCACGUAGUGGACAGUGAUUCUAUCGAGGCACCGCCACCUAGCCGCCCGUCUGUACGAGUGCUUCUCGCAGAGCGUUUGGACUCGGCUCAUUCCUCCCAUAUACGCUGCAUUUGUUUUGGCAAAUCAACGAACAUCCUUAUCUCCACCUCAGAUGACAAUGUAUUAAAGAUGUGGAUGGUGAAUACGGACCACACAGUUUGUUCAUUGCCAAAAGGCCAAUCUCCACGCCUGAUCACAGAACGGUCCGUCGCUCACGGAGUUCACAACGCCAGUGUGAACGCCAUAGACAUUUCGUGCAAUGAUCAGCUAGUAGCUACAGCCUCCAGGGACAAGACUGUUAAGAUUUGGGCGAUUGAAAAACGAGUUAUCGAAUGCGUUGGUACCUUGAUCGGUCAUCGCCGCGGUGUAUGGUCAGUUUGUUUUUCCGCCCAUGAAAAGACAUUUGAAGGUCAACAACCGGUUUAUAAGGCUGUGUUUCUUUCAAAUGAACGUCAGAUAUUAUCUUGCGACCAGAAGGGACUCGUUAGAAUAUGGGACGUCUCAAGACCGGGUCCUGGCAAAGGGGAGCCCGAUGCCUACGACACCGGUCGUUCGCACGUGAUAGAAGCACAUGACGGUAGAAUCUGGUCAUUGGCCGUAUGUCCGGGAGAAACUGGCUUUUUUACCGGCGGCGAGGAUGAGACACUAUGUUACUUCCAAGAUGUCACAGAGGAAGUACAAGAAGAGCUAACUAAAAAGCAAGACGAGUUCGUUCAAACGCAACAAUUGCUGGACAAUCUUAUCGCUGCAAAACAGUUCAGUCGUGCUCUUCGGCAUGCUGUGAAACUUGACCAACCGAAGCAAGCAUUGCAGUUGCUCCAGAAUUUGCUCCUGGAUGACGCGGCCGAUUCCAAAACAGACCCUACUAAACAGGGCAAACUUUAUGCAAAACUGAGGAAUGCGCUUGAUGGUUUGUUGACCCCACCUGAAGGCGAGGAAACCAUCGAACCCGUCGAGUUUCUGCCGCAGCGAUUGUUGAAGUAUGCUAUCAACUGGAACACUCGGGCGCGUACUUGCGUUGUAGCUCAGUGCAUUCUGAACUGGGUGCUAACCUCUUUUACUCCAUCACAAUUGAUGCAAUGGCCCGAAAUGCCAAAAACUAUCGAAUCUCUAAAGCCUUACACAGCUCGGCACUAUCAGCGUAUUUCCCGAUUGGAAGAACAGUUGGCUAUACUGGAUUACUUUUGCGAUAUGGCGGACGAAAAUUCAGUAUUGGAGCUUGUGACAGCUAACUCGGACUCCGUAGCUCCAGCUGAUGGCUUGCAUUCCAGCGGCGUUGUUGAUCUGACCUUGGACCAAACGAACGCUUGACUGUCCGAAGACCGCACGCUAACUCAAGGGCUGAUUCUCCGAUCAUUUUUUGUACAAAAUCAAUGUUUGUAAACAAAAUAUACAAGAAUAAAGCUAUCUUUCCCUCAC
Messenger RNA from Dicrocoelium dendriticum, 2891 nucleotides. Lineage: Eukaryota; Metazoa; Platyhelminthes; Trematoda; Plagiorchiida; Dicrocoeliidae. The record is from the annotation of a GenBank genome assembly.